AUCGGGUAGAAUGUAUCCGGAGAUGACAGUUUUUUUGUUUUUUUUUUCAUUUAGAGAAUGGCGACUGCUGCUUGCAGUUCGCACAGUGCUUUGAAUAAUAGCAGUAAACCUCUUAAAGAUCGUCAGAGGAAAAGUAGAGACUCCCGGCGAAGGCAGGCCGCCCUGUCUUUCCUAAACAAUAUUUCUCUUGAUGGACGGCCCAUUUAUCACCUGAGCAAUGGUAACUAUAACCACAAAAACAGAGAGGCCGAGAUCCAGGAUAAAGAAGUCGGGGCUGCAGCGACCAGCUAUGGAACCGUCUUACCAGCCGCCUUGAGCGGCGCUUCUGCUACUCAAGCGCCGAGGAGCGGUGUUGUCAACGGACCCCCGAUUCUGGUCGUUCCCAGUAACUCCGAAGUUAACAGUGUUUUUGGCAGUGAGGUGUUUUUAGAAGGAAGCGGGGUCGGCCCUUUAACACAGCAAGGAACAUUUCUUCUACUGUCACCGAGCGGUCUGCCACAAACUCCUCUCCUAGGGAACUGCUGUACCAAGCCUCCCACUCUACUCUCAGUACAAAACUGCAACACUUUGAAUUUAGACACACAGAAGCACAGAUCUAGGAAUUGGUCAGGUCCCCUACAUCCCAGAGGUGUGAAGAAAGUUCACUUUAUCAAGAAUAUGAGACAGUAUGACACCAAAAACAGCAGGAUAGUUCUUAUCUGUGCCAAAAGGUCUUUGUGUGCUGCAUUUUCAAUACUGCCUUAUGGAGCAAGUUUUCACAUCAGUGACCCCAAGCUGGACGGGCAGAGGCAGCGGCACUCUUCAGGUGGCACAGCCUCCACCACAGAGAUGGUCCCAAGACUGGAGGGAGUCGAGCUUGGAGCCGACGGAAAGACCGUUUCAUAUGCUAGAUUCCUGUACCCAACCAAUGCAUUGGUUAAGCAGAAGAAUCCACCACCUGAAAUUGUCGUUCCAACACCACGUGCCAAUGUUAAUAGAAGUUUCACUCCAGCAAGGUUCACCAGUACUUCUACAGCCACAGAACUAGGUGACACUGGAGAUGUGGCAGAAUAUGAUCCAAAUCUCCUCAGCGAUCCUCAAUGGCCCUGUGGGAAACACAAGAGGGUCCUCAUCUUUGCGUCCUACAUGACGACCGUAAUAGAAUAUGUGAAGCCAUCUGAUCUUAAAAAAGACAUGAACGAAAUGUUUAGGGAAAAGUUUCCUUACAUAAAACUUACACUGAGCAAGAUAAGAAGCUUGAAGCGGGAGAUGCUGAGAGUGGCAGAGGAGUGCAGCCUGCAGCCGGUGACGGUGGCCAUGGCAUAUGUCUACUUUGAGAAGCUGGUGCUACAGGGCCGUCUCAACAAACAGAACCGGAAGCUGUGCAGUGGGGCCUGUGUGCUGCUGGCAGCCAAAAUCAGCAGUGACCUCAAGAAGCUGGAAGUCCAGCAACUCCUUGAUAAACUAGAAGAGCGAUUCCGUAUAAACCGAAGAGAAUUGAUACUGUUUGAGUUUACUGUCCUUGUUGCUUUGGAGAUGGCCCUCUAUCUUCCUGAGAGCAAAGUAAUGCCCCACUAUAGGCGUCUCAUCCAGAAACCUUAGUCCCAGUCGUGCUUCUGAUACAGGGCACCCCUGAGAUGCUGCACUGUAAAAAAUAAACUACCAGAGUUUUAAAAAGCUUUCCCAAACUUGCCAAAAAGCAUGAUACCAAUAAUAUGCACCUUAUAACAUGACCAUUAUUCCGUCCAUUUUGCUGUCCAGAUUUAGCAUUUAGUCUCCAAAUUAAAGAUAUGAAAUGCAAGAUGCAGGUGUUAUGUAGCAAAAACCCAGCAUUUCUUGAAGCAUAAGGAAUGACCCAGCUGAGUUGCUGACUUGUGUGUAAUCGUUCCUUGUAUUUUUAUGUCCUGUCAGUUCUCAUGUUUUAUGUACAAACAAUAUGUUGAACUUCAUUUUAACUGAAGUUAGUUCAUUACUUCCAGUAAAUGGAACAUUUUAUGACUACUAAUAUUUUUUAAUCAUAAAUUAGGAAAUGUUCCCAAAUAUGUGUUUGCUGAAGUAUUCUAUAUGCAUUUCAAUAAGUGUUUAAUAAAGAGUAAUCAAACACUUAGCCUGUAGGGUUAGGGGUUUUAACUAAUUUUACCAGAAUUUUAUUUUGCUAUAAUUUCUGGUUUAGUUAGAUGUUUAUUUGUUUCAGAUUUAGUGCCAUUAUUUAUGUUCCUAUUUUUUUAUAUUUUAUAAUUUAUAUAUAUAAAAAAACAUAUGCAAGUUCUUUUGACACUCUUUCUUUCAGUGAACUGUUAGCACAAACAAAUAGCUGCAAUGAAAGACAUUAACUGCAAAGAUUGAAUGGGGUGCAAUUUGUAAAAAGCUUGCUCUUCCAAAUCUGGUUCUAUGGACAUGGCAUUUUGUUGCACACCCAGUCCAGCACUCUAUGUUAGAGAUGUUACAUUUAAGCACAUUUUAUAGUGCUAUGAUGUUAAAACUUCAAUAAUGUUGUACUUGUCAGUCUGUUUUAUUGUUAAGCUGUGUGUUUUGCAGUAUAUGGCAACUCGAUAUUUGGGAUUUUUAAAGCCAACCCCCCCCCCC
This is a messenger RNA of Acipenser ruthenus (sterlet), 2565 nucleotides long. RefSeq names its product CDK5 and ABL1 enzyme substrate 2-like. The record is from RefSeq and is a predicted model, not a curated record. Bases 58 to 1581 code for a protein of 507 amino acids. The transcript is spliced from 9 exons. NCBI's taxonomy places the organism in Eukaryota, Metazoa, Chordata, Actinopteri, Acipenseriformes, Acipenseridae. Gene Ontology annotation, biological process: regulation of cell cycle.